This is a messenger RNA of Astyanax mexicanus (Mexican tetra), 3145 nucleotides long. RefSeq names its product thioredoxin domain containing 16 (gene txndc16). Bases 324 to 2816 code for a protein of 830 amino acids. The record is from RefSeq and is a predicted model, not a curated record. NCBI's taxonomy places the organism in Eukaryota, Metazoa, Chordata, Actinopteri, Characiformes, Acestrorhamphidae. The transcript has 19 exons.
UUCUGGCUGUUUCAGGAAUCUCUUCCACUCGCUACACAAACAAGAGGUUUAUGGUGGGUGGCAGCCUGUCUCUCACUAAACUGCAGGAUAAAAUACAUAUAAAUAUAUUAUUCUGAGAUAUGAACCAGUUCAGAACUGGAGCAGUGUGAACAGCAGGAUCAGGGAAAGUGGAUUAUUAUUUAUAUUGUUAAUGAUAUUAGUAUUAUUGAUAUGAUCUGGAUGCAUGCUGCUGUCUUAACAUCUCAAAUGCUCAAAAUAAGCCUUUUUUAACAUUAAAUACAGUAAAAUCCUAAUCCAUAAAUAAAGGCCUAUAAUAAAUCAGAAUGUGCAGGUACAGUGUUUAUACUGUAGUUCUGCUCCUGUUUCUGCUGGGUUUUAUAUCAAAACAUCACAGUAAAUCUACAAACCCAUCAAAACUGCUGGAUCUCUCAGCUCAGAGCUUCAGACAGAUCCUGCAGUCCAGCAGAACUUGCUUCGUCUACUUCGGAAAACACGUUAAUCCGGGUAUUGAGGCGUUUCUUGAGCAGUUGGAGAUGUCUGCGCAUGCUUUAGAGGACUAUGGUAUAAUGGUUGGUAAGCUGAACUGUUCGGUAGAGGAGGAGGAGCCGUACUGCAGCAGAGAGGAAGUGAUGAAGAAAGCUCAUUUAUUCAGAGGGGCGGAGGUGCUGAGGAGUUUUGAUGUGGACACUGUGUUUGACGUCAACGCCAUCGUUUCUCACGUGCUUUUCUCUGUGCUCUUUAACGAGGUGCGGUACGUUCACACUCCCGCUGAGCUGCUCGCUGUGGAGAGAGCGGCGAGGGGGACGAGGGACGUGGUGAUGGGUCACAUACAGGUGCUCGGCCUUCCAGAGCACCGGGCUUUAAUGGAGGCGGCGUUUGUGUACGGAACAAAGUACCAGUUUGUCCAGACUACAGGAGCUCCGCUACUUAAACACAUGGGAGUCGCUGAUCCGGCCUCGGUUCCGGCUCGUCUCUGGUUCCUCCACUGCAGCGGCGUGACCCACCGCUCCGAGCCCUGCCCACACACACUGAUGAGGAAACCACUGACCACCAUCAACAUACACACCUUCCUCCAGCUGAUGGAGGCUCCACUGCUGGUGGAGGCGUCUGUGGACCCGGAGGAAGUGAACGUGGUGUUCAGUCAUCUGAAUGUUCCUGUGCUGUUCCUCUUCGCUCAGUCUGAAACCAUGCAGCUGGACAGAGACACAGCCCAGUCUGUGGCCCGAAGACUCCGGGGGGAGGUGGGGGUGGUGCUUAUUCACAGGGAUAACCUCGGUGUUAAAACUGCGCUGAAAUAUAACGCUGUGUAUCAGCUGCCGCAGGAGCAGGAAGUGAGGUAUCUCAGCCUGAAGAACACUGAUGAGGUCGUUAACCUGUUCAGAGAACAGCUUGUUCAGAAGACUCAGGGAGAGGAGGAGGAGGAGGCUGACGAAGAUGAGGGUGAUGAAGAUCAGUGGUCCAGUUUAGAUGUUCUGGAUGAUGAGGUGGCGGAGUCAGUGUACAGAGACCGAGGGUUAACGCUGGACACGGACUCGCUCUCAGAGCUCACAGACCAAACCUUCAGCACUGCAGUGACUCAGAGCCGCCUCAUGGUGGUGCUGUUCUACCUGAAAUGGGACGCUGUCUCCAUGGCUUUCCUGCAGUCAUAUUUAGAAGUUGCUGAAGCUCUUGAAGGUGUGGGUGGUGUAGAGCUGGGGUCAGUGGACUGUGGUGAGUGGACAGUAAUCUGCAGGGAUCAGAACAUCACCUCUUUCCCCUCCGUCCUGCUCUAUCACUCCACUCAUCCCCCACAGCGCUACAGAGGCAUGCUGGGAACCACCAGCCUCCACAGGUUCCUCCUGCUUUCUCAGGUACCGAGUCCAGUGUUCCUCUCCUCCUCUGCGGAGGUUCUGUCCUUCCUGGAAGGUGAUCUCUACAACACACACUCCACCCUCACACCAAUCAGAGUGCUCGGCCUUUACCUGCCUACAGAUACAGGUACUGAACUGGACCAGGAUGUUUUGGUGUUUGAAGAAGCCGCUCAGUCUCUGAGGGGGGAGAUAAUUCUGGGGCUGUUUGUGCAUGAAGAGGCACAGAGAUGGGCUGAUGAACACUCGGUGAUGCUGCCGGCUCUCCUGGUGUCUCGUGGUUCUGGAAUUCAGCCUGAAGCUCAUUCCCUCUCCUCUUCCUCCUCCUCCACCUCCUCAACCUCCUCAACCUCACAGGAUCUGAUCUCACAAAUACAGAGAUUCACACUGGAUCCAUUCCCGGAGCUGGGUGUGGAGAAUCUGCCGGGGUAUGUGGAGGUGGGGAAGCCUCUGCUGGUGCUGUUUGUUGGGGGGGAGGAGAGUGUGGAGGUGCUUCAGUCUCUGGAGGAGAUGAGGAAAGCACAGAGCACCGGACACCUCCACUCAUCACUGCCCUGCUGGAUCCACCUGGGGCGCACUCCUGCUGGACGCUCAGUCUUGGAGUCCUAUCUUGGGUUCGUUCCUCCUCUUCCAGCGCUGGUGCUCUCACAGCUGAAUACUGGAGGAGAGGUGUUCCACUUCCCUCCAGAGCGCCCCCUGCUGGCUGCGGAGAUCAUCCAGUGGCUGCAGAGAGUCCAGAACGGCCAGGAGCCGCCUGCAGGUAUGAUCUCAGACGAGGCGUGGGGUCCCCCUGUGCCCUUCUACAACUUCCUGUCGGUUAUGGACGAGGAAGCACCGGGUUACGCUGCUCAGAGGAGCCAUAAAACCAAACCUGGGGCCAAGAGAGGGUCUGAGAGAGGAGCAGAACACAACAGCCCUCAAACAUCUCCUCAAACAUCUCCUCAACCUCCUCCUCAUACUGAACUAUAGCAUCAAAAAACUGCACUGACUGGAAUCUCCUGGGGAAAAAAUUAAAGACCACUUAAAAAUGAUGAGUUUCUUUGAUUUUACCAAAUUGAAAACCUCUGGAAUAUAAUCAAGAGGAAGAUGGAUGAUCACAAGCCAUCAAACCACCAAACUGAACUGCUUGAAUUUUUACACCAGGAGUAAGGCAGCAUAAAGUUAUCCAAAAUCAGUGUGUAAGACUGGUGGAGGAGGAGAACAUGAUGCCAAGAUGCAUGAAAAAAAACUGUGAUUUAAAACCAGGAUUAUUCCACCAAAUACUGAUUUCUGAACUAUUAAAACUUUAUGAAUAUGAA